Messenger RNA from Cryptomeria japonica (Japanese cedar), 1662 nucleotides. Its product is annotated as asparagine--tRNA ligase, cytoplasmic 3-like. Gene Ontology annotation, molecular function: asparagine-tRNA ligase activity; ATP binding. Gene Ontology annotation, cellular component: mitochondrion. The coding region runs from base 1 to 1662 and encodes 553 amino acids. The transcript has a single exon. Gene Ontology annotation, biological process: asparaginyl-tRNA aminoacylation. The record is from RefSeq and is a predicted model, not a curated record. NCBI's taxonomy places the organism in Eukaryota, Viridiplantae, Streptophyta, Pinopsida, Cupressales, Cupressaceae.
AUGCAAGCGUGGGUAAAGACUGGGCGGGAGCAAGGCAAAACAAGUUUUGCCUUCCUUGAAGUCAAUGAUGCCAACUGCCCUCCUAAUGUGCAGGCAAGAAUUCCUCUUUGUUUGCGGUCUCUAAUGAGACUGGUGACAGGAGCUAACAAUAACAGUGCUGAUGCUACUACUGAUGGAGUAGCUGCUAGGCUUAAUUCUAUUAAAUCAAGUGGAAAUACCAAAACUGAACCCACUCCUGGGAGGACCCUCAGUAGUGUUGCAUAUUUGCAAGUGAGCGAUGGUUCUUGCGCUACCACUCUGCAGGUUGUAGUGGACUCUUCAAUGGCCAAUCUAAAAGAGCUAACACCAUCAGGAUCCUCUAUUGUAGUAGAGGGGGUGCUGAAAGAGAUACCAGAUGCAACAAAGAAGAAGGUUGAACUGAAAGUUCAAAAGAUUUUGCAUGUUGGAACUGCUGAUCCUGCCAAGUACCCAAUCACAAAGACAAGAUUGCCAUUGGAAUUUCUGAGAAACUAUGUGCACCUGCGACCCCGUACUAACACGAUUUCAUCAGUGGCUCGAAUUCGUAAUGCUCUGGCAUAUGCAACCCAUACAUUUUUCCAAAAUCAUGGCUUCAUUUAUGUGCAUACACCCAUCAUCACAACUAGUCAUUGUGAGAAUGCAGGUGAGGCAUUUCAAGUCACAACACUGUACAGUGAAGCAGACAGACUAGAAAGGGAACUGAAGGCACUGCACCAUCCUACUGAAGCUGACAUUCAAGCUGCGAAGGAUGCUGUUAAACAGAAAACAGAAGACCUGCAAGAGCUAAAGAAGAAUAACAGUGAUAAGGCCUCUAUAGACAAUGCUCUUGAAGAACUCAACAAGGCAAAAGCUUUUCUUUCAAAAUUGGAAGAAACGACUAAACUGAAACCAGGACUUCUUCAAAAGGAUGGCAAAUUUGACUAUUCCAUAGAUUUCUUCUCUCGGCAGGCAUACUUAACUGUCUCUGGUCAACUUCAUGUGGAAAGCUUUGCCCACGGCCUUAGUAGUGUGUACACGUUUGGGCCAACUUUCAGAGCUGAAAUCUCUCCGAGCAGAAGACAUCUUGUAGAGCAUUGGAUGGUUGAGCCAGAAAUUGCAUUUGCAGAUCUAGAGGAUGCUAUGAAUUGUGCAGAAGACUUGUUGAAAUUCUUAUGUCAGUGGUUGGUUGACAACUGCAUGGACGACAUGAAAUUCAUGGCAAAUCAAUUUGAUAAAAUUCUUUUCGAUCGUCUCCGUCUAGUGACUUCCAAUUCCUUUGAACGAAUUACCUAUACAGAGGCAGUUGAUAUUCUGAAAAAGAAUGUCAAGUUUGAGAGCACGAUAGAGUGGGGUAUGGAUUUCAAUGUCGACCAGGAGAGAUUCUUGGUGGAAGAAGUUUUCAAGAAACCAAUGAUUGUUUAUAAUCAUCCCAAACAAAUCAAGUCCUUUUCCAUGCGUCUCAAUGAUGAUGGAGUGACAGUCGCUUCCAUGGAUGUGCUUGUUCCAAAGGUAGGAGUAUUGAUGUCUGGAAGCCAACGGGAGGAGCGAUAUGAAGUUCUUGAGAAACGAUUGAAUGAACUUGGGUUGCCAUUGGGCCAUCGUGCAUUUUCUGACUGUCAUGCAAUUUUGCAACAGAACCAAAUUUUCACCUUUCACAAACAUUGA